Molecule: messenger RNA, 1974 nt
Organism: Microthlaspi erraticum
Lineage: Eukaryota; Viridiplantae; Streptophyta; Magnoliopsida; Brassicales; Brassicaceae
Source: the annotation of a GenBank genome assembly
AUGGCAGCAAUGAUGACCUUUGACUUUCAAACCUUCUUCAUCUUUUCUCUCUUCUGUCUCUUCUCAGUCCUCUGUUACUCUCUCUUCUUCAAGAAACCAAAGUUUGGCUGUGAUGAUCUGCCUCCGAGCCCUCCUUCUCUUCCAGUCAUCGGCCAUCUUCACCUUAUCCUCUCUUCUCUAGCCCACAAGUCGUUUCAGAAACUCUCAUCCAAGUACGGAGAUUUCCUCCAUCUUCGCAUCUUCAACGUCCGCAUUGUCCUCGUCUCCUCUGCCUCAGUGGCCCACGAGAUCUUUAAGGUGCAAGACGUUAACGUCUCGUCUCGCGGCCACGUUGCAGUCGACGAGUCUCUCUUACUCGGGUCCUACAGCUUCCUCAUGGCUCCUUAUGGAGAUUACUGGAAGUUCAUGAAAAAACUCACGGUCACAAAGCUGCUUGGACCUCAAGCACUCGAGAGGUCACGAGGCGUCCGUGCAAACGAGCUAGAGAAGCUUUACGCAAACCUACUAGAUAAAGCGAUGAAUAAGGAGAGCGUUGAUAUUGGUGCGGAAGUGAUGAAGCUCACUCACAAUAGCAUCUGCAAGAUGAUGUUCGGGAAGAGUAUUUCAGAAGAGAACGGUGAAGCUGAUAAGAUGAGGAGCUUAAUAACCGAGGGUUUUGGCAUGACGACGAAAGCUUUCUUGUCGGCCGUCUUACGCAGGCCGCUUGAGAAAUUCGGGAUCUCUCUUUUCAAAAAGGAGAUAAUGAGUGUUUCCAACAGAUGCGAGGAGCUAAUGGAGAGAGUUCUCGUGGAGCGAGAAACGAAGCUAGAGGAACAUCAUCAAGGUGGUGACAUUAUAAAUAUGCUUUUGACAGCUUAUAGAGACAAAAACGCAGAGUAUAAUAUCAACAGGAACCAUAUCAAGUCAGUGACCAUGGAUCUUAUUGGUGGUGGCACUGAUACAUUGGUGCAUGCAAUACAAUGGAUCAUGGCCGAGCUGAUUAACAACCCUAAGGUUCUUGAGAGGUUAAGAGAAGAAAUCGAUUAUGUGGUAGGGAACACAAGGUUGAUUCAAGAAGCGGAUAUACCAAACCUUCCAUAUCUGCAAGCGGUCGUCAAGGAAGGACUGAGAUUGCACCCGUCAUUUCCUGUAGUGUUCAGGCUGUUCCGAAGAGGGUGUAAGGUUAGAGGGUUCAACAUACCGAAGAGCACACUACUUGUUUUAAACACUUAUGUUGUGAUGAGAGAUCCCAAUGUCUGGGAAGACCCUGAGGAGUUUAACCCAGAAAGGUUUCUAGGAGGCUCUUCGAGAUCAGGACAAGUAGAGGACGAGGUAAGAGAGCUUAAGUACCUUCCUUUUGGUGGUGGAAGGAGAGCAUGUCCUGGAUCAAAUCUAGCUUAUAUCGUACUAGGAACCGCGAUUGGAAUGAUGGUGCAGUGCUUUGAUUGGAGGAUCGAUGGAGAUAAGGUUAACAUGGAAGAAGCUCGUGGAGCAUUGACGUUGAGCAUGGCUCAUCCUCUUAAGUGCACUCCUAUUCCUCGAAACCCUGAACCCGUUUUAAGUUUUAAUCUGAUUGUCCGCGAGGAACAGCGCUUAACGUCAGCUCGAGUACGCGAGCAACAGCAAGAGACGUUGGGUUUCACCACUCGACGUGAGGAGUUGCCUGUCUCUGUUCGUCCAAGUCAAACUGAUUCUCGCUCUGAGUCGUCGUCCUCGUCUAUCCGGCGUGAUCGGAACACCUUGUGCAGUCAUUGUGGGCGUUCAGGGCAUGAGAAGAAAGAGUGCUGGCAGUUGAUCGGUUUUCCCGAGUGGUGGACCGUGGACGGACAGGAACAAAAAUCCGAGUGGUGGACGUGGAAGAGGUGGAGGUCGUGGUGGCUUCAACCCUGUUCGUGGUCGUGGGCAAGCCAGUGCAGCUCAUGCCUCAAGUUCCAAUGCAUGUUGACAGAAGUAUUUUAUUUUGUCAUUUGGAUGAUGAACACGUUUUCUCAUUAG